AUCUUGUUUUCACAAGAUGGUUUAUGACCUUUGCUUCGGUACAACGCAAUUCAGUGUGAAGGUUUCUGUCAGGAAAGCCACCCCCCUCUGGUGUGGACAGAGGUGUCGGGGUGGCUAGCGUUGCUGAUUCGUGGGAUCCCCGGGUGAUGCGGUAACUCUCUUGUGGGUGGAGAGGAGUUCCGACCCCACUGGCUCUUAAACAAAUCUGGUUCAGAGUGGGACGAAAACAGGGAAAUCGGAGGGGGGAAGAACAGCUAUUUUGAGGAAGAAUAAGGAACCGAAAGUGCGAGCCGUAGGAAAUCUGGAAAUUGCCUGAAACGAAAGGGUGUAGGAAAGGAAAAAAUGAAGACCGGGGUACUAAUGCCGUUAUGGGGGAUUUUAUUAACCAUACUUUUGGUUAAGGUGAACUGUGAAGAGCUGCAGCCCGUACCAGAAGAAAAUCUUUUAGUCUUGACUGUUGCCACCAAAGAGACAGAUGGAUUUCAACGUUUCAUGAGAUCAGCCAAGUUCUUCAACUACACUAUCAAGGUGCUAGGAAGAGGAGAGAAAUGGAGAGGUGGGGGCUACCUGACUCCACCAGGAGGGGGCCAGAAGGUGCGGCUCCUUAAAUCUGCUCUUGAGAAGAUGGAAAAGGAAGAUCAGAUCAUCCUGUUCAUUGACAGCUAUGAUGUGGCCUUUGCAUCGGGUCCAAAAGAGCUGCUGAAGAAGUUCCACCAGACUCGGCACAAGGUGGUGUUUUCUGCGGAGACCCUCAUCUGGCCUGACCGCCACCUCGAGGACAAGUACCCCUACUUCAGAGAGGGCAAGAGAUUCCUUGGUUCAGGAGGCUUCAUUGGCUAUGUGCCCAACAUUAAAAAGAUGGUUGAAGACUGGAGUGGAAAAGACGAUGACAGUGACCAGCUUUUUUACACCCAGAUUUACAUCAACCCAGAGAAAAGGAAAAAUAUAAACAUUACUUUAGACAGCAAGUGCAGAAUAUUCCAGAACCUCCAUGGAGCUUUAGAUGAAGUAGUAUUGAAGUUUGAGGACGGUCGUGUUCGGGCCAGGAACGUCGCGUAUGAUACACUGCCUGUUGUUGUCCAUGGCAACGGUCCUACAAAGCUCCAGCUAAACUACCUUGGUAAUUACAUCCCACGAGUGUGGACCUUUGAAACUGGCUGUACUGUGUGUGAUGAGGACCAGAAACUUCUCUCUGGCCUCAAGGAGAGCGAAUACCCCAUGGUCUUAGUAGGGAUCUUCAUUCAGCAACCAACUCCCUUUGUGACGGUGUUCUUUGAGCGUCUGUUGAAUCUCCAAUACCCCAAAGACAGGCUUAAGCUCUUCAUAUACAAUCAUGAGCCUCAUCAUGAAAAGCAAGUCAAGUCAUUCCUGGAGAAUCAUGGGACAGAGUAUCGCGCUGUGAAAGUCAUUGGUCCAGAGGAAGAGCUGGACAGCGCAGCACCGCGGAAUUUGGGAAUAGAUGUGUGCCGGCAGGACACGGACUGCGAGUAUUACUUCAGUGUGGACGUGGAAGUUGUUGUAAAAAAUGCAAACACCCUCAAAAUUCUAAUUGAACAGAACAAGCCCAUAAUAACCCCGUUGAUGACCAGACAUGGGAAGCUGUGGUCUAAUUUCUGGGGUGCUCUUAGCGCAGAAGGGUAUUAUGCCAGGUCUGAGGACUAUGUGGACAUUGUUCAAGGAAGGAGGGUAGGGGUCUGGAAUGUGCCCUACAUCUCCAGCAUCUACCUCAUCAAAGGCAGUGUUCUGAAGUCAGAGCUCCUGGCCAAGGACCUCUUCAGUUCUCCCCAUCUGGACCCUGAUAUGGCCUUCUGCCACAAUGUGCGAAACCAGGGAGGCUUCAUGUAUGUUACCAACAGACAGGAGUUUGGACACAUCCUUUCCACUGAAAACUACCAGACCUCUCACCUACACAAUGACCUUUGGCAGAUCUUUGAAAAUCCUGUGGAUUGGGAAGAAAGAUACAUUCAUGUGAAUUACAGCAGGAUGAUGAAAGACAAAUUAAUAGAAACACCAUGUCCAGAUGUUUACUGGUUUCCAAUCAUAAGUGAUGUUGGCUGUAAUCAUCUUGUUGAAGAAAUGGAACAUUUUGGACAGUGGUCACAUGGCUCCAAUGAGGAUACUAGGAUCCAAGGGGGUUAUGAAAAUGUGCCCACAAUAGACAUUCACAUGAAUCAGGUUGGCUACGAGAGGGAGUGGCACAAGUUCUUGCUAGAGUACAUUGCUCCAGUUACAGAGAAAAUGUACCCAGGCUAUUACACCAAGGCUCAAUUUGAACUGGCGUUUGUAGUUAGGUAUAAACCAGAUGAACAGCCAUUUUUAAAGCCUCAUCACGAUGCGUCCACUUUUACUAUUAAUAUUGCUCUGAACCAAGUUGGGAUUGAUUACGAGGGUGGUGGCUGCCGGUUUCUCCGAUACAACUGCUCUAUCCAGGCCCCACGAAAGGGGUGGGCCCUGAUGCACCCAGGACGCCUCACACACUACCACGAAGGCCUGCCCACCACCAAAGGCACAAGAUACAUUGCGGUGUCAUUUGUUGACCCUUAAAUGAACAGAAAUCAAGUUUAUGUAUUUUUUUAAUUGUCUGAUGUUAUGUGUUUUAAUGAUACUGGUACAGAGUUAGAUUGAGGAAUAGCGAUAUUCUGAUGUAAAGAAACCAGAUUACUAGAAACUGUUCUCCCGAGGAGAUGGGGAGAGACAGGCCACUUGUUUGACCUCUAUUCCACAAAAUGGGUCAGACAACUGAGUGAGGCAAUGUGCUUCCAUUAAGAGACAGUACAUAAAAUACUAGUAAACCAAUGAAUAUAUCUCGAUCUUUUCAGGUGGAGGCUGUGGAAAAAUAGUCUGCAGUCCUUAAAUAAGAGCUGUCUGCCAAAAAGUUUCAAUAUCAUUUAUAUAUGCUAACACCAUAUAAAGCCUUAAAACAGAUUUACCAAAAAAUUCAACUUUAAAAACAGUGUACAUGUUUACAUGGAUUUUACUUUUGUUUACUGUCACAACUCUAUUGGUGAAUGAAAUCUGAAUUCUAUAUAUAAAAAAACUGAUUAAUUUGAUGACUGCCAACAUGAAAUAUUCAGAACUGUUAAAAUAACUAAUUGGUUUCUGGAAAUGAUGCCCUUCUGUAUUGUGUUAAACGUGUAUUAUUUUUAGACCAACCACACAUUAUUAUCAUGAAUUUAACAUAUUUUAACCAUCUGGACUUGGAGAAAGUGUUAAGAAAGUAAAAUGUUAGCCUUAUGUGUAUUAUAAGAUACAACAUCACAUUCUUCUGGAGUGAAAAGAGGACAUUUACUGUAAGACAAACUUCUUAAUUUUUUAAUUUUAAAAACAAGGUACUGGCCUUCCUUUUUUGAAAAAAAAAAUGCAAAUAUAAAUUUCUUUUAACUACUGAACAAAGGUUAAUUUGCAAAUCCUUGCCAUUGUUGGGUAACAUGCGCUGAAUUGAACAAAUGAUUGUUUUGAAAGUGCUCUUAAUUUAUUUUUGGGGAAAAGGAAGUGUGUUCAUUUUAUGUCUUAACAAUACUGGAAAUUGGAUUACACAAGUAAUAUGAGAACUAUGCAGCAUUUGACUUCAUGACUUUCUGGAAGUUAAUGGACUUUCUGGAAGCCACAUGUUAAUAAACAAUAUUAAUAUAAUAUCAAUAAUCAGUAUUCAAUAAAACAGUAAAUCAAAAAUUGCUGGCCAUUUAUACAAUACCUGUAAUGCAUAUUGUUGUGUUGUAUGUCACAUCACAAAUAUGAUACAUUGAAUUUAUCAGACCUAUUGUUAAAAUUUGGAAUUUUGCUGAUUCAUUUUAAACUGUAACUGUAAAAUCAUGUGGCUUGUAAGUCUCUCAUUUUGCCCUACAGCUCAGAGCAAAUUGGCAGGAAAAAGGAAAAUUAAAAAAGGACUCUAUGAAGUUUG
Messenger RNA from Lepisosteus oculatus (spotted gar), 3901 nucleotides. RefSeq names its product procollagen-lysine, 2-oxoglutarate 5-dioxygenase 1a (gene plod1a). NCBI's taxonomy places the organism in Eukaryota, Metazoa, Chordata, Actinopteri, Semionotiformes, Lepisosteidae. Gene Ontology annotation, molecular function: L-ascorbic acid binding; iron ion binding; procollagen-lysine 5-dioxygenase activity. The record is from RefSeq and is a predicted model, not a curated record. Gene Ontology annotation, biological process: peptidyl-lysine hydroxylation. Gene Ontology annotation, cellular component: endoplasmic reticulum.